CAGCGCCCGGCUGGAGUUCGCGAAGUGACGGGCCCGGCGCGGGGACGCGGACGGGCUCCGCCGCCGCUGCCCCCCCCCCCGCCCCGCUCGCCGCCACCGCCCGGGUCCCCCCCCCAGCCGACCCCCCCAGCCGACCCCCCCGCCUCGCCCCCCUCCAUGCCGCUGGGCCUGGGCCGCCGCAAGAAGGCCCCGCCGCUGGUGGAGAACGAGGAGGCGGCGGGGGGCCGCGGCGGGUCCCCGGGGCCCCUGGGCGCCGGCGGCUCGGGACGCCCCGCCGGGGGCUGGCGGCGGGGGGGCGGCGGCGGCGGCCCCCCCGGCGGCCUCGUCCCGCCGCCGCCGCCCGCCGCCCUCCUCCGGCCCCGCUUGGUCUUCCACACGCAGCUGGCGCACGGCAGCCCCACGGGCCGCGUCGAGGGCUUCGGCAACGUGCGCGAGCUCUACGGCAAGAUCGCCGAGGCCUUCGGCAUCCCGCCCGGCGAGGUGAUGUUCUGCACCCUCAACACGCACAAGGUGGACAUGGAGAAGCUGCUCGUGGGCCAGAUCGGCCUCGAGGACUUCAUCUUCGCCCACACCAAGGGGCAGCGCAAGGAGGUCGAGGUCUUCAAGUCCGAGGAGGCCCUGGGCCUCACCAUCACCGACAACGGCGCCGGCUACGCCUUCAUCAAGCGCAUUAAGGAGGGCAGCGUCAUCGACCGCAUCGCCGUCAUCGGCGUCGGGGACAUGAUCGAGGCCAUCAACGGGCAGAGCCUGGUGGGCGCCCGCCACUACGAGGUGGCCAAGAUGCUCAAGGAGCUGCCCAAGGGCCGCACCUUCGCCCUCAAGCUCACCGAGCCCCGCAAGGCCUUCGACAUGAUCAGCCAGCGCGCGGCGGGAGGCAAAGGUGGUGGCACCCAACUGGGCUCCGGCCGGGGCACCCUCCGCCUCCGGGCUCACGGUCCCGCCACCGUGGAGGAGCAGCCCUCGGCCUUCGAGGAGAGGGCCGUGGCCAAGGUGGACGACCUCCUCGAGAGCUACAUGGGCAUCCGUGACACCGAGCUGGCGGCCACCAUGGUGGAGCUGGGCCGCGACGCCCGCGACCCCGACGCGCUGGCCCAGGCCCUCGACGAGCAGCUCGGCGACUUCGCCUUCCCCGACGAGUUCGUCUUUGACGUCUGGGGGGCCAUAGGCGACGCCAAGGUGGGGCGCUGCUAGGGGGGCGGGGGGGCGGACCUCCCCCCCUCCCCCCCGGCCACCCGCCCCCACCCCGCUGGGGACACCGGUGUGACACCCUCCCCUCCCCCCUGCCCUGACCCCCAUAACUGAGGAGCUUGGGGGGGGGGGGAGGAACCCUCCACCGUGGGGUCCAGCACCAAGCGGGUGGACCCCCUCCCCAUGGAUCGGGGACCCCCCCCCCGGAUCAGGGACCUGCCCCCACCAUGGAUCGGGGACCCCCCCUAUGGAUCAGGCCCCCCCCCAAACACACACACACACGCUGGGGAGCCCCUAACAUCUGGAUCUGCCCCUGUGCUGGAUUCCCCCCACAUCUGGAUUCCUCCUUGGAUUGGGGACCUCCCCCCGCCCCCCAAAAUAACUGGAGCCCCCCCCCAGCACUGAGGACCCCUCAACAUCUGGAUUGCUCCCUCUGCACUGGAUCCCCCCACAUCUGGAUCUCCCCCCAUGGAUCGGGGACCCCCCCAUGGAUUAGGGAUCCCCCCACACUGGGGGAUCCCCUAACAUCUGGAUUGCUCCCUCUGCACUGGAUCCCCCCACAUCUGGAUCCCCCACAUGGAUCGGGGACCCCCCCAUGGGUUAGGGAUUCCCCCACACUGAGGGAUCCCCUAACAUCUGGAUUGCUCCCUCUGCGCUGGAUCCCCCCACAUCUGGAUCCCCCCCAUGGAUCGGGGACCCCCCCAUGGAUUAGGGAUCCCCCCACACUGAGGGAUCCCCUAACAUCUGGAUUGCUCCCUCUGCGCUGGAUCCCCCCACAUCUGGAUCCCCCCAUGGAUCGGGGACCCCCCCCAUGGGUUAGGGAUCCCCCCACACUGGGGGAUCCCCUAACAUCUGGAUUGCUCCCUCUGCACUGGAUCCCCCCACAUCUGGAUCCCCCCCAUGGAUCGGGGACCCCCCCAUGGGCUAGGGAUCCCCCCACACUGGGGGAUCCCCUAACAUCUGGAUUGCUCCCUCUGCACUGGAUCCCCCCACAUCUGGAUCUCCCCCCAUGGAUCGGGGACCCCCCCAUGGAUUAGGGAUCCCCCCCACACUGAGGGAUCCCCUAACAUUUGGAUUGUUCCCUCUGCACUGGAUCCCCCCACAUCUGGAUCUCCCCCCAUGUAUUGGGGACCCCCCCAUGGAUUAGGGAUCCCCCCCACACUGAGGGAUCCCCUAACAUCUGGAUUGCUCCCUCUGCACUGGAUCCCCCCACAUCUGGAUCUCCCCCCAUGGAUUGGGGACCCCCCCAUGGAUUAGGGAUCCCCCCCACACUGAGGGAUCCCCUAACAUCUGGAUUGUUCCCUCUGCACUGGAUCCCCCCACAUCUGGAUCUCCCCCCAUGGAUCGGGGACCCCCCCAUGGAUUAGGGAUCCCCCCCACACUGAGGGAUCCCCUAACAUCUGGAUUGCUCCCUCUGCACUGGAUCCCCCCACAUCUGCGUCCCCCACCCAUGGAUCGAGGACCCUCCCCCCCAUGGAUUAGGGACCCCCCCCGCACUGGUGAGCCCUCAACAUCUGGGUCCCCCCUCUGCACUGGAUCCCCCCAAAUCUGGAUUUCCCCCUCCACCAUGGAUCAGGGAUCCUCCCCCCCCCCCCGCCGUGGACCUGGGGCCCCCCUCAACAUAGGACCCUCCCAUAAAUUGGGUGACACCCCCCCCCAUAACCUGGGAGCCCCCCAUGGACGUAAGGGUCUCCCUACAUAGGAUCCCCCUACCAUAAUGUAGGCGCCCCCAAUGGCCCUGGGUGUCCCCACCCCCCCAAAAAAUAGGAUGCCUCCAUAAUCUGGGCCCCCCCCCCACACUUGGGACCCCCCCAACCUGUGACCUGGGUGCCCUCCCCCGCCCCAAACCUCACCCCUGCAAUCUGGCACCCUCUGAUGGACGUGGGUGUCUCCCCCCAACUCCGGAGUGCCCCCCCAACCUUAGGACCCCCUUCCAUGGACCUGCGUGCGCACCACCCUGGGGUGCUCACCCCCCCCCCCCCCGCAUAACCUGGCACCCUCUGAUGCACCUGGGUGCCCUCUCCAACCUGGCAAUGCCCCCCCCAAACUGUCUCCCCCAAAAGCCCUGGGUGCUCCCAUCCUGUGGACCCCCCCCCCCGAUAACCUGGGACCUCCCCAAGGACCUGGGUGCCCCCACCAUGGGGUGCCCCCCCCCUUUGAGGACCCCACCACUAUGACCUGAACCCACCCCCCCACCCACCAAAGGACCUGGGUGUCUCCCUCUGCUCCCCCCCUCAGGACCACCCACCCCCAUAACCUGGGACCUCCUCAAGGUCCUAGGUGCCCCCCACCCCGGGGUGCCCCCCCCAUCCCCCCUCCCCUGAGCGAUGUCCCCGUGACACCCACGUCCUCCCCCCCCCCCCAGAAGCAGGGUGAGCUAUGAGGGUCCCCCCCCUACUUCGACCCCCUCCAAAGGGCUUUUUUUGGGGGGGGGGGGGAGGGAGAGGGGACUGGAGCCACCCUGUCCCCCCCCCCACACACCCCACCUCUCCGGUGCCAAUCUGAGCCUGUCACACACUGUCACCCCCCCCCCCAAAACGCCCUGCCCCUCCCCCCGGCACUGACUACCUCGGGGGAGGCCGGGGGGUCCCUUCCCCCCCCCCCCCCCCCCUUGCUGGCCUUGUCACUGCUGUGUCCCCUGGAGCUGGAUGGGGGGGGGGGGGAAGGGAGACCCCCGGGGUGUCACCUGUUGUCCCCCCCCCCCAGCUGUAUUUUUGUAUUUUACAUGUAAAGUGACUUUAACGUAAAAUAGAGCAAAAUUGGGA
Molecule: messenger RNA, 3953 nt
Organism: Rhea pennata
Lineage: Eukaryota; Metazoa; Chordata; Aves; Rheiformes; Rheidae
Gene: GIPC1
Product: GIPC PDZ domain containing family member 1
Molecular function (GO): protein binding
Source: RefSeq, a predicted model, not a curated record